Molecule: messenger RNA, 1944 nt
Organism: Andrographis paniculata
Lineage: Eukaryota; Viridiplantae; Streptophyta; Magnoliopsida; Lamiales; Acanthaceae
Product: apoptosis inhibitor 5-like protein API5
Exons: 16
Coding region: 107-1783 (558 amino acids)
Biological process (GO): regulation of programmed cell death
Cellular component (GO): nucleus
Molecular function (GO): mRNA binding
Source: RefSeq, a predicted model, not a curated record
UUACAUCUCGGUCUUCCCCAAAACAAAACAAAACCCUAACCCCUAUUUUCGACCAACGCGAGAGGCGGAACCCGACGCUUUGCAGAUUUCUGAUUGAAUUUGGGCUAUGGCGAAUGUUACUACUGAUGAUUCCAGGGAAAUCGAGAAGCUCUACGAGUAUGGGGAGAGACUCAACGAGGCCAAGGAUAAGUCCCAGAAUCAGACGGAUUACGAAGGAAUUAUUGCUGCAGCGAAUGGCAGCGUAAAAGCGAAGCAGUUGGCGGCGCAGAUGAUUCCCAAGUUUUUUAAAUGCUUCCCCCAGCUGGCUGAACAAGCUCUGGAUCAGCAUUUAUAUUUGUGCGAAGAUGAGGAGCUUGGGGUGCGUGUGCAAGCUAUUCGUGGGCUUCCUCUUUUCUGUAAAGAUACCCCGGAACAUCUGGCAAAAAUUGUUGACAUCCUUGGCCAACUCCUUAUUGCCGGAGAUAAUGUGGAGCGUGAUGCAGUUCAUAAAGCCCUCAUGUCUUUAUUGCGUCAGGAUGUCAAGACAUCCUUAACUGCUCUAUUUAAGAACAUCGGAAGCACAGAUGAUCGAAAUGCAGAGGAUCUCAGCGCUUGGGAGACCAUCCGUGAAAAAGUUCUCUGCUUUAUCAGAGAUAAGGUGUUUCCCAAUAAAGCAGAGCUGUUGAAGCCAAAGGAUGAAAUGGAGAGGCAUAUUACUAAUUUAGUGAAGCAGAAUUUGCAAGAUGUAACUGCUGCGGAGUUUAAACUAUUCAUGGAUUUCUUGAAAAGCUUGAGCUUAUUUGGACCAAAUGCUCCUGUGGAGCGUGUUCAAGAACUUGUUGAGAUUAUAGAAGGCCAGGCUGAUCUGGAUGCACAGUUUAAUGUUUCAGAUGGUGAUCACAUUGACCGAUAUAUAUCGUGCCUGCAAAUGGCCAUUCCAUUUUUCAUGAGAGGUGCAUCGUGUAGCAAGUUCUUCAAUUAUUUGAGCAAGCAAAUAAUCCCUGUUUUUGACAAGCUUCCUGAAGAAAGAAAAAUAGACUUGCUCAAGAGCCUUGCUGAAUGCUCGGUAUUUGCUAAACCACCGGAUUCAAGAUUGCUUCUGCCAUCAGUUGUUCAACUUUUGAAGAAAUACAUGGUUCGAAGAAAGAUUGAAGAGAUGAAUUUCACAUGCAUUGAGUGCUUGCUGUAUGCAUUUCACCAUUUAGCUCACAAGACUCCAAAUGCCACAAAUAGUCUUUGUGGCUACAAGAUUGUCACUGGCCAGCCUUCAGACAGGCUAGGGGAAGAUUUUUCAGAGCAAUAUAAAGAUUUUACAGAGAGAUUGAGCACGAUUGAAGAAUUAGCCAAGUCAAUGAACAAGAAAUUAACACAGGGUAUGGCAGAGCACAAUAAAACAAUGGCAGCCGCAAAGUCAGAAGAGGAGAAAGAAGUUAUUAAAAAACAGAAACAGAAUGCUACGGCUGGUCUUCGAACAUGCAACAAUAUACUUGCCUUGACCCAGCCUUUGCAUUCAAAAACCCCUUCAUUCUUCAGCGGGGACCAGAAAAUUAACUUGUCCUGGAAAGAAGUACCUAAAGCCGCCACAACUUCAACUGCUCUUGUGGCAGCCGGUAAAAAACGACCUGCUGCUGCUCCUAAUGGAUCCGGCAUGAAUGCAUCAAAGAAGGGCCGAGGAGGUAGCAGUGGAGGCGGCGUACAAAACCAACUUCUUAACAAAGCUUUUGAAGGUAUAUACGAUGUAAGAACAAGGGGAAGAGGUCGUGGCUGGAGAGGAGGACGCGGCAGAGGAAGGAAUUUUCGUUGAAUAUGCUUCACUUUGUGUUGUACUCUCUAUCAUCAUCAACUAUUUGAUUGAGGUUAUUUGUAGACAGACAAGACAGUAUGAUAGUGUCGUCGUCCGCUGAUUUCAACUGAUCUGAUCCACCAUCUUAAUACAUACACUUACAUCCAUGAUUUGGUUUGUUA